Messenger RNA from Saprolegnia parasitica CBS 223.65, 570 nucleotides. RefSeq lists its product as hypothetical. The record is from RefSeq and is a predicted model, not a curated record. NCBI's taxonomy places the organism in Eukaryota, Oomycota, Saprolegniomycetes, Saprolegniales, Saprolegniaceae. The coding region runs from base 1 to 570 and encodes 189 amino acids. The transcript has 2 exons.
AUGAGCUCACUCUUCCCGCGAGCAUCUGCUACGCGCCGAAGCGUCGUGGUCGCGACGACACUCGGUACCUGCGUCGUCUGCCAGCAAGAGGCACAUACAUCGGUCGCCUGGCGCCACGCGUGCAGCUCGACGUGCUGCGUCAAGUGCCUGCAGUUCUACGUCGCGCUCAAGGUGUCGCAAGGGCUCGUCCAGUCGUCGCAGCUGACGUGUCCGGAUCCCCGAUGUCUCACGCCACUCGACCACGCCGAGGUCCAAGCCUGCACCUCGGACGAGGUUUUCGCCCUCUACCAACGCACGCUGCGGCAGGAGACGCCACUGCCUGGAAAGGCCAAAUCGCAUUUCUUCCAGCGAAAAAAGGCCCUGUCGUCGGCGACGAGCUCGGCGGCUGCUUCGAACAUGGCUCUGCCACAUUUCAAAGACGGCGACGACCAAGUUUCUACAUUGCGAACGCUGCACGAUCCACUAUUGCAUCGAAUGUCUUCACGACUGGACGCCCCGGCACCGCUGCUGGCGCAAGUGGGCGCGGCGACUCGGUUUCCGCAGUACUACCAAGGCCCACUGAAUCUGUAA